Molecule: messenger RNA, 2052 nt
Organism: Odocoileus virginianus texanus
Lineage: Eukaryota; Metazoa; Chordata; Mammalia; Artiodactyla; Cervidae
Source: RefSeq, a predicted model, not a curated record
CAGGUCAUGGUGGAGAGGUCUGACAGAAUGUGGUCCACUGGAGAAGGGAAUGGUCUAAGACAUCUCAAAUUUGGCCUAAGAUGUAAACUUACAGAUUGAUGAAUCUGAGUGAUCCUCAAAGUUAAUCAAAACUAAUCAAGAAAAAAAUAGAGAAAAACAGAAAAAGUCAAUAUCACUACAAAUACCACAAAUAUCAAAAAGAUGAGGAUAUUGUGAACAAUUUUAUGCAAAUUGAAAACUUAAAUGAAAUUAGCCAUCUUACCAAAUGCAGCUUAAUCAAAACAAAUACCAGAACAAAGAGAAAACCUUAAUAGCUCUAUAUCUAUUAAAGGGAUUAAUUCAUAAUUUUAAAACCUUCCACUAAAAUAUCUCUACACACAGAUGGCUCAAUUCAGUUGUUCUGAGGUAAAAGUGAGAAUUUGCAUUUCAGAUAAGUUCUCAGAUGCAGUACCACACUUUGAUAAUCUCUGUUAUAGGGUGCUUUUCUAGAAUUAAAAACUGUAAGCUCUGAGUAUGCACAUUUUAAAGUUUUGAGUAUUAUGUAUUUGUAUCCUUUGUAAAUUAUUUUAAUGAUUUACCUCUUAUUUAUCUGUAAGAGCUCUUUAUAUAUUAAAGAUACCCAUUCUUUGCCAAGUAUACUGCAGGUAAUUUCCCCAGUGUGUCACUGUCUUUCUAACUAUUUUAUAAAUAUUUUGUCAUCCAGAAAUGUUACACAUUAUAUAGUCAAGGGGGAGUAGAAGUUACAAAUAAAGCAAUGAGUUUAUGAUUGUCAAAGUUGGUAAGUGGGGACAUGGGAGUUCAUUGCACUCUAUGCUCUACUUUUGUAUGUGUUUAAAUUUUUCCAGAAUGAAAAUAUAUCAAACAUACCACCUUAUCGAUGUUAGAUGUUUAUAGGUCACUGGAUAUCCUCAUCAUAAAAAGCCACAGCGUAAAACCUUUGUUGUAUUUAUUUCAUAUUUGUGUCUGCUUGUUUGAAGUGCUCGAAGCGCUUAACAUGGAGGAAAUGAUGUCCACCAUUUCCUGCUGGAUGGAAAACCCACCACACUCUCUGGUAUCAACACAUGAGGAAAGCACUGAGGAAAUUCCCAUCUUAAUUAUUGAAGGUUUCCUUCUCUUCCAUUAUAAGCCCCUUGACACUAUAUGGAAUAGAAGCUAUUUUCUGACAAUUCCGUAUGAAGAGUGUAAGCGGAGGAGGAGUUUUGUGUUUCUGUCAGCAUCUGUCAGCAUAAAGUUUCCUACAUAUUUUGACAGUACAAGGGUCUACAAGCCUCCAGACGUCCCAGGGUACUUUGAUGGCCACGUGUGGCCCAUGUACCUAAAGCACAAAAAAGAAAUGGAGAAUGUCUCCUGGGAAAUUGUUUAUCUAGAUGGAACAAAAUCUGAGGAAGACCUCUUUUCACAAGUAUAUGAAGAUCUAACACAAGAACUAGCAAAGCAAAAGGGUGUGCGAGUGACAGCAUAAAGUUGGAAUGGACUGAAACUUCCCUGGAGUGAACUGGAAAAUUCAAAGGAAUCUAUUCAAGCACCAUAACCAAGAUACGCUGUGCACUCUGGUACAGUGACAGUGUGUUGUUUUGUUUGUUUGCUCUGUCACACAUGAUUUCCUUAACACAGGGAACAGUGAGUGGCUAUCCAUGAUAAUGGACCUAAAUUUACCCUAAUGCUUUUCUCACACCAAGAAGUGCACAGAUACAGCAUAGCUCACAGAGACUGAGUCAUUUUCACUAGACCAAUGAUUUUCAAACUUCUAUGAAUGGGACCCAAAGUAAAAAAUAAGAUGUAGAUCACAAUCCAGUAUAUAUGUAAUCUACUGAUGUGUGUGUUUGUGUGGAUGAGUCUAUAUAUGUAUGCAAAUGUGUCUAUAUUUGUUGCAUGUAUCAUAUCAAGUAUCAUAUAACAUUUACCUCACAUACAGUAUGCUCUUUAUAUUUUUCUAUUUUUAAUUUUUAAAAAAUAUUUGUUACCAUCCCAUACCGGAUGCCCACCUCCUGCAAAUAAUGGGAUUACCAGGAGUAGCGAUCAUAUUGAAUAAAUCAACAAUUUGCAACAGUA